AUGGCGCCCAAGAUGGUGGCCUCACCGGACCGCACAACUACCCUCCAAGAUGAAGGAGAGCAAUCUGGAGCUGAACAGGAGCAGUCAGUCGCUCACCCAACGUGGGAGCCACAACCUAACAGGAAUAACCUCACACCGGCUACCAAACAAGACAUAGCUGACCUGUUAAAAGAAAUGAGACAAAUGCACGCAACAGACAUGGACCUUUUAAGGACCGAAAUGCAGGCAGUAACUGCACGCACUCAAGCCACCGAAGCAGACAUCCUAGACCUGAAACAGGAGGUAAAUGGGGCUAAAAUAACAAGUAAUAGUAAUGCAGACAUCCCAGUCCAACCUCACCAUGAGAAUGGACCUAACAGAGGACCGCAAUAG
Pelobates cultripes (western spadefoot toad) is the source of this 372-nucleotide messenger RNA. The record is from the annotation of a GenBank genome assembly. Lineage: Eukaryota; Metazoa; Chordata; Amphibia; Anura; Pelobatidae.